ACCAUGGAUACCGAUGCGGUGGUUUACAUUUCUAACAUUCCCAAGCAAACGACGGCGGCGGAACUGCAUAAUUUCCUCCGGUCUUCGGGAAAUGUUGUGGGGUCAACGUUCAUGCGGGAGAACAGGAACGAUUGUCGCACUAAAAUUGCUUUCGUUAUGUUCGAAAACGCGGCACAAGCCAUGGAAGCUUGCAGCUUAGAUCAAACACUCUUUCAAUCGCAUCGAUUGAGCAUUCUUCUAUCGAACGAUGAUAGAAAAUUUCUGGCUGGCUACACGAUAGUGAUACAAAAUACAUCCUCCGAUACAAGCGAAGAAGAUCUAUUCGAGGCAUGUUGUAAAUAUGGAAAUGUUGAAGCAGUGCAAAUUCCUACCAACUACUAUGCUUUCGUUGGUUUUGCUGAGCGAUCCGCGGCUCACGCGGCCCAGCGUAAGCUAGAUAAUUCGUUACUGAAACAGCACACAGUUACGGUGAAGGUUAUUGACGAGGAUGUUCGGGUACGAUUAGAGGAUCUUGAUAGCUACAAAACACCACGAGUUUAUAACGAGUUGUUGCGUGCCAAACAACAAUAUUAUGAUAAUGCAUCAAAAAAUAGUAAGGACGUUCAGCACAAUGCUCAGCCCAGAAGAGACCAGUGCGAUCAAAUAUCAGAUCAGCGUUAUUACGACAAUGUUGAUGAUGAUUCGAUGUGCCAGUUUAACGUAAACGACUCGAACAAUUAUCAACCAACGACAAAUCAGCAUUUUUACGAAGAAGAAUACAAUCCCGUUCUUUUUUAUCGUCGAGAUGUUCGAUUCGGUAAACCACGGUUUAUAUCAGCCAACAAACUAACAGUCAAAGUAGAAAAUAUUCCGCGAGACACGUAUGAUGAGGACGUAAUCAUGUAUUUUCAAAACUUCGGACCCAUUCGAAGCAUUGAAAAAGGAAUCUCCCUAAAUGCAAUUUUCACUAAGGUUUACAUGAUUAUGUACCAUGACGAAGAAUCAUAUCAUCGGGCGCUAAAUUGCAUUCGACGGCAGGUGCAAUUGUCCAACAUCACUUGUACCAUUUUCGUGACAAUUCCGGGAGAAGCGCUCCAGCCACUUAAAUCUCAAAGUGUGCUGGUCAGCUAUAUAUCUUCGCAUGUGCUAUACGACGAAAUAGCGCAAGCAUUUGCAAAUAUUGGCGACGUCUUGUAUGUUGAAAAAAAAGUUCGCAAUAACGGCCCAACAAUACUGCACUUUGCGCAUCCUGUUAACAUGGUAGACGCAUGCCAGAUCAAUUGCAUAGCUGGUUACAAAGUUGCUGUCCAGUCAGUUAAUCAAAAAGGUUAUCUGAAGUUCACAUCAAAUCUACUAGCCUUCAAGAAAGCAGCUAAAACAAAAUUAAAAGGAACGGACAAAGGAAACUAUUUGGCAAAUAUUGAAGCUAAAGAAGAAGAAGAAAAAACAAAUAACAUUGCAUUCAAAACAGGUCACGAUCCUCACUAUCACAAUCCCAAUCAGAAGAAGUAUAGCUUCGAAGUGGUCCUGUACAAUUGUCCGAAAGACACUAAAUUUGGUCAUCUCAAAAGCUACUUUAAGCGAGCUGGAAAUAUUUUAGCUAUGCGUCAUGAGCCUAGUAAGUUUGAUGCGAAUACUUGGAAAGUGUACGUAAGUUUUUCCAACUAUCUGGAAGCCUUUCGUGCUAUCAGAUUGAAGGGUAAGUUCAAUGGUGAACUAAUCUUCAAGCAUAUUGCUGCCGAAAGCCCUAAACUGGACUGCGUAGAAACUUUGAUGGUUAAAGUACUCUCAGAAGAAAACAUUACUGUGGCGCGUAUAGCACGCGGGUUUAUUGGAUGCGGAGGAUUGUAUUUCGCUGAAAAAGUAGGUACAAAUGAAUUCAUCGUCAUCUUCCGUGAUUUGAAGGGAGCUCAGAAAGCUUGUUUGGUUAAAUCCAUUGAUCGUCAACCGAUCGAAGUUUACAGCAUGAAAGAUAUGAUAACAAAAAGGUAUGAUCCUCAGAGAACUACAAUAACAAAAGACGGUACUUCCAACGUAGAUGGCGAAGAUGGCGAACCGAAACAAGACAGACGGCGAGUACUGCUGUCGGAUAUGUUUUCCGAUAUGGAAGCGGAUAACCAUGCACCAACAGUUCAACAAACGUCUCCAAAGCCGGAACAAAAAACAAUUGAAAUUAAGCAGGGCCGCUCGGACAUACCAAAAGCAUCAACUAGCAACUCACAACAGAUACAGAAUGCAACUGCUGGCGACCUGCGCAACGUUAUUGCCGAAAAACGUCACAUCAAAUCAGAUUGCCAGGAAAAGCUGAAUGAUCUGGAAGUAAUGGAACGCUACAUUAAGGAAAAGGAACAGGAAAUACAACGUCGACUUGAAAAAUUGAAACAAGACGAAGCUAACGUAAAAGCUCUAUUGCCUUCAUCUAGCAAACAAAGAUCAAGUUCGCCAGAAGCAAGAACAAAAGAAAUAAUCAACGCAGGAACCAAAAUUAACAUAAGCACCGAGCGCUCCUCACCAGUUAGAAUGGAACGUAUCUCGGUAAAGCAACAUUUCGAAUCACAAUCAUCGCGAACGACAGAUGAACGGACCAACACUCGUCCAGCUGUUAGCAAUGUAACGUAUCCUAUCAAGCAAUUGAUAGUUUCGGAGCAGACACGUUCUGUUUCACCCUCUGAUUGUUUAGCUCAUGAACGAUAUAUGCAAAUACGCGUGGAAAAAAUUGCUAUUACUCAAGAAUUGGAUUCACUGCGCCAACGGUUCGACUAUCGAAAGGGAUCGCGAGUCGAAGCUUUGAAAGAUCUGCUUGCUGAAUUAAAUCGUGAGCAACGUGAUAUUCAAAUUCAGCUGGAAGUGAAACAACGUUUACGUAUGCCAGAUAAUGUCAAUUAUACAGGAAGCUCCUUUGACGCAUCUCCAUCGCCUCCUUCGCAGCAUAACCAUGAUAAAAGAUCAUUAUCGCGCUCUCGUUCGCCUUACCGAUCUGCAUCACGAACACGUUCACGUUCACGUUCGAAACCCCGUAACAUUGCUCGGUCUAGAUCACGAUCACCAUUGAGAAGGUCGCGAAUGUCUCGUUCUUCAUCUCCCCAGUACUCACGAUCAAAAAGGCGUAGGACUAGAUCACCAACUAGGGAUUCACGAUCCUCUACACCAAAGCGUGGAUAUUCGUUGGAAAGAGACAUAUACAACAUUGGACGAUACAACGCGAACCAUGGGAAGCACAGCAUAUACGUUGGAAACGUUAAUUUUAAAGUGUCUGAGAGGGAGAUUGAAGACAGAUUUGCACGAUACGGUAGACUGGAAAAUAUUGAUUUCUCCCGGCGUAAACGAUACGGCGAAAUCUAUUUCAAUUAUGAGAAUCGACAACACGCAUUUGAAGCGUUAAAAAUGAAUAACAUCAAAAUAGCAGGACGUCGUCUACGAGUAGCAUUCAACAUGGAAAAGCCUUCCAACAGAGAAAAAUAUUCGCUGUACUUCAAAAUUCGACAACCGACUGAAGAAGAUACAAUCUUCAGAUCCUAUAAAUCGUUCGGUGAGAUUGAUUUCAUUUGGUACCCAGAACAUGGUACUUUUGGAACUAUUUCUUUCCGACGAACCGAAGUAGCAACUGCAGCACUUUCGUUAAAACAACUCAUCGAUGGAACACAGAUAUAUGCAAAACCGUUUAUUGAUAAACUAAGGCGAUUUGAGUAA
Anopheles nili is the source of this 3669-nucleotide messenger RNA. RefSeq lists its product as uncharacterized. The record is from RefSeq and is a predicted model, not a curated record. Gene Ontology annotation, cellular component: ribonucleoprotein complex. The coding region runs from base 4 to 3669 and encodes 1221 amino acids. Gene Ontology annotation, molecular function: RNA binding. NCBI's taxonomy places the organism in Eukaryota, Metazoa, Arthropoda, Insecta, Diptera, Culicidae. The transcript has 8 exons.